AUGGACCCGAUUUGGCAAAAUAUUACCACAGCACUGGAAGUUCCCCCGGAAGUGGCCGACAAGUGGUUGGCCAAGUUGAAGGGCCAAUAUUCACUGCCAGGCAGACACUACCACAGUGAGAGUCAGAUGAUUCACAGAAAAGCAGAGUACCUUUCCGGGGCGAGUGUUUGCAUCCAGCUAGCGUCCUUGUUUCAGUACUAUCAUUUCGACCCGGAAAAGGACUGCGUGAGCGAGAACUGUGACGUUCUGAAGGAAUUUUUAAUCGAUGCCAAAUUGGACAACAAACCACUGGAAAACAACAUUCUACAACUUUUGGGAGAUGUUAAUGUGGACAGCUUUGAUCUACCGGAAGAUGAGUUACUAUACUUUCAAGACUUGGAUUUGCUGAUGCUAGGGUAUUCCCCAGAAAACUAUAAACAAUACACCGUACAGCUGCGACAGGAGUAUUCGACGAUGGACGAGCAAUCAUACAACAAAAUGAGAUUAAAAAUACUACGAUCUUUCAAUCGAAUUCCAUUCAUUUAUGCCAGUAAGGAGUUUAGUGAAAAAUAUGAAUCAACUGCCCGAGCGAAUAUUGAGAGUGAAAUCAAGGAAUUGGAAAACUUGUAAUUUUAAGAAGUGUCAACCACAAGUGCAAAAGAACAUAACUGCAGAACUCUUCAAUAAUUGCUUCCUGUCUGGAUUGUCCAUUUCCGAGCAAGUGGUGGGUGGUUUUGGAUGUCAACAAAGGAACGAAAAGAUACGAACUGCAAUUACUUUCUUUUGUCAAUGUAUCCUAGAUUUGAGUUACAUAGUUUCUAUCUGUUGGCAGAAAUAGUUAUAUUUAGCUUCAAUAAACAGUAAUGUGUGCA
This is a messenger RNA of Malaya genurostris, 851 nucleotides long. RefSeq lists its product as uncharacterized. Bases 1 to 609 code for a protein of 202 amino acids. The record is from RefSeq and is a predicted model, not a curated record. The transcript is spliced from 4 exons. Lineage: Eukaryota; Metazoa; Arthropoda; Insecta; Diptera; Culicidae.